Pieris napi is the source of this 3643-nucleotide messenger RNA. Its product is annotated as nucleolar complex protein 4 homolog B. Bases 40 to 1584 code for a protein of 514 amino acids. The transcript has 10 exons. Lineage: Eukaryota; Metazoa; Arthropoda; Insecta; Lepidoptera; Pieridae. Gene Ontology annotation, biological process: ribosome biogenesis. Gene Ontology annotation, cellular component: small-subunit processome; nucleolus; Noc4p-Nop14p complex. The record is from RefSeq and is a predicted model, not a curated record.
UAUUAUCUUUGGUUUGCUUAUUUCUUUUCAAUACAAAAAAUGGCUGCUUUACAACAAAAUUUUUCAAAAAUGAUUUCAGCUCAGCUACGCAAUAAAGCAAACGACUUUUUAAACUCAAGGAAAAAUGCUAAUAAUCUUGCCGAUAUCAUACAAUUGUUUGAGGCUGAAACUGAAAACUUUACAUCCGUACUCCUUGCGAUUGAAGUAAUAUUCACUGAGUUACUGAAAAGAGGUGAUCUUUUACAAGUGGUCGUGCCAUUAAAGCCAGCAGAUCAAUCUCCUGAAGCCCAAUAUAAGAAAUGGCUGAAUGAAUGCUAUGAGACAGCACUUACUCAUGCUUUACAAUGUGUAAAAAAAGGAAAAAUAACUUCACGGCUCCAAGCCCUGGUUACUUUAUGUAAGCUGAUGCAGGCUGAGGGGAAUUAUCCUCUGGAGCCUUUGAAUGGUUACUAUUUUCCUUCAGUCAGAUUGAAGAAUAUAUUUAAUGUUUUGUUGGACUCUGAAAUACCAAUGUCGGCACCAAUAACCCGUUUUCAAGAAUUUACUGAAUACAGGGAUGUGCAACAGUUUGGUCUAAAGGUCUUAACAACACUUGCAUACCGCAAGUCUCCAUCACAUGUUUUUAUACAGAAUUAUCUAGAGCUUUUAGAUAAACUACUUGCAUUGGAGAUGCCAACAGAAGUUAAAAAAGCCAAGGGCAAGGAAGAUGAUAAAGAGGAUAAAGUUCUUUGCAAUAGUGGUAAACAAUUCCCAUUCAGUCCACUAUCAUGCAAGCGGUAUGCAAAUCGUUGCUGGGGAUUCGCCUGUCAGUGGUCUCUGUGUGAAGACCCAAAGACACACAGACGCGCCCUAAUGCUGUUAGUAGAGAGACUCAUGCCAUUGCUAAAUAAGCCACAGCUUGCUACUGACAUGCUCUGUGACAGUUUGGAUGCCGGUGGUCCUAUCAGCAUGUUAGGUCUCCAGGGUGUGUUAGAGUUGGUCCGUCACCACAAUAUCUCAUACCCAGAUAUAUAUGACCGGCUCUAUGCUAUGUUUGAACCUGAAAUGUUCGCCACGCGCUAUAAAAAGCGACUGAUCCAUUUGGCGGACAUAUUCCUCAGUUCUACACAUUUACCAGAAAGUCUUGUUGCGGCAUUCGCAAAGCGCAUUUCUCGCUUAGCACUCGUGGCUUCACCCGACGACGCCCGUAGUUUGUUGCAAAUCGUCGCUAAUUUGCUUCUUCGCCAUCCAGCGCUUAAGAGGAUGAUCUGCUCUGAAGAUUCGCCAGCUAUCAUGUCAAACGACCCCUACGUAAUGGAAGAGACUGGCGCGUCUCGUUCCCGGGCACUUGGUUCUUCAUUAUGGGAGGUGCGAGCUCUUUGUCGCCACUGGGCACCGGAAGUCACCAGUGCGGCUACACGCGUUCUGGCUUCGCAUAAUGCAAGGGAUCCGCCACUUUCAUUGGCCCCGCCUGAAGAUAAUGAGCAAUUCGAAGCGGAACUGAAGAAAAGAUUCAAGACUAUAGAAAUCAACUUCAUUCGGCCAGAUGGAAUGUGUAUCCCGAGUGGAGAACGACUAAUGACCUACUGGGAUCUAACUGCUUAAAAAAAGGUAUGAUUUGGUUCAAUAUUUGUAAAUCCCUCCGAAAAACAGUUCUUGUAUUUGCAAUAAAUUUGAAUUUGUGCCACCAGGGCUAUUAUUACUUUAUUGAUUGAAAGGUUUGGUACUGUAUAUUAUUGAGUGACAUCAUGCUAAGGUGUCAGUUAAACCAUAUUAUAUCACAUCUUAUGGUUGUAAGUGAUCAGGAGAUAAUGCCUCUUCAUCUGCCAUUUAGUAAAAUACCAAACAAUAAUAUCAAGGUUUCAUAGAGGUUUAUUUUUAUAAUAUGAGACCUGAUAAAGGGGAUAAGGCAUAAUUCUUUAUGAUUCAAGAUAGUUCGGGACAAAGUAACCUCAUUAAAUUAAAAUUAUUUUUUCUGAUAAAUAAUAAAAACAAUAGAAUUAGAUUUUUUUAUCUUGUUUAUUUCCAAAUUCCACUUAUUCUGUGGUGCUUUGAAAAUCCACUGAUCGAUUUAUAUUUGAUCAGUAGAUUUUAAAAGUCAAAUGACCAAAUAUAUAAAUAAGGUUUUCAUAUAACAGUGUAAAAUUCGAUUUUUGAACCACAAAAAAUUUGUAAUAUUACGAAGUUACAAAAGUUUUUUUCACAGUCAAAGGACAAUAGUUGAAUUGUCGGAAUUAUAUUACGAAGAUUUAGCGAUUCAAAAAUCUGAAAGAGUUGUACAUUGAAAAAUAAGUUUUUAAAAAUACCCAUUUCAUACGAUUGUUUAGUUUUUGUGUCUAUUUCUAAGCAUUUUUAUAAAAUGUAGUUCAACCCAUCACCCAACAUAAUUAAAAUAAGAUUAAUUAAAUGUGGUGUUUUCAUAUUUAAUACGUGUCUGUAUUUAUUAUAUUUCUGUGAUCGCGUUAUGCUAAUUUUUUAGAAAGGAAUAUGAUUCCGUUAUUAAGUUAAAAUUGUGUUUUUUGCCAUUUCCAAUAUAUUAGUUAUCUGUUAAAAUCUCGCUUUUUUUAUUUUUUUACCGACUUCAAGAAAACCGAAGGAGUCCAUUUGACUUAUCACGAUUGUUUGCCAAUUCCUCUUAUUGUUUUGUGCAUUUAGAAAUAAGAAUAUUAUUUCAGUGUGAUAGGAAUAUAGAUAGUUAAGAAUUAGGAUUAUUUCGUUGUUUUAAGGCACUAACAUUUGCGAUAUAUUUUGCACUGUUAAGUAGUAUAAGCACCUAAUCUUCUAUAUUUAUAAAGCUGCUUGCGAUAUCUUUACUAGUUUUGUUUAACAAUUAAUAAAUUGCUUUUAUUUUGACAAUAUACGCACAAUGAUCAUAAUAAUUCUAGUUUUGUUGAAAGUAGAAAAUUGCGAUCUUUAUUUAUAGUAUGUUCUUUGAUUGUAUUUGAGAAUUUUUUUUUUCUGUCAAUACAAAAAUCAAGUGCAGAUAAUUAGUCUAUUAUAAUAAAGUUUUUAACUAUUUUGUAUAUAAAUAGACAAUUCCAAUAACUUACCAGAAUAACAAAUUCGCAAUUCGUGUAAUCUUGACUAUUUGAAAUACGUUUAUAGGACAAUUUAAAUCAAAUUUAAUGUAAUAUAAUUUUAUUAUUCCCUUAAUGUAUCAGAACUAUUUAAUAUUAAUGUGAAAAAUUAACAUUGCAAAGAUUAGAACUUAAAACCUCCGUAGAAAAAUCGUACGUAUCUUAAAAGUGUGUCCACUACUCAGCGGGGAGAUUAUUAAGGUAUUAUGGAAUACUUUAAUACAUCCGUAUAAAAGUAUUGGAAUUAUCUAUAAUUUAAAUGUUAUAAUAAUCUUCCAGUGAAUCUUAAUGUAACCCUUCUCAUUCCAGUCCCUUUUUUUUCUUUUACUUUAUUGAAAUGUGACAUUAAACUAUUAGAUUAAGAAUGUGUGUAUUUUGAAAAUAACAUAAUUAUUGGAUUAUAUGAUCCCAAUUGCUUGAUGUGUUCACAUUAAUGUGUCGACAAAACUGUCAAUAGUAAACACGUUUAUUAGAACUGUCGAUUGUCUUACUGGAAUGAAUUUGAUUAAUAGAAAUAACCGCCAUAUUAUUAGUUGUGCCUCGCAGUUAAGAUCACAGGAUGCGGAAUCUGAAUCGUAAUUAAGUUU